Capra hircus (goat) is the source of this 1874-nucleotide messenger RNA. Its product is annotated as lipopolysaccharide-binding protein. The coding region runs from base 47 to 1486 and encodes 479 amino acids. The record is from RefSeq and is a predicted model, not a curated record. Gene Ontology annotation, biological process: defense response to Gram-negative bacterium; positive regulation of macrophage activation; acute-phase response. Gene Ontology annotation, molecular function: lipopolysaccharide binding. The transcript is spliced from 15 exons. Lineage: Eukaryota; Metazoa; Chordata; Mammalia; Artiodactyla; Bovidae.
CAAAGAGACUCUGACCCAUCCCUGCCCAGAAGGAGCUGAGGACGGGAUGAUGGCCAGACCAUAUUAUAUGGUAGUGGCCCUACUGUUGCUGGCAGAGUUCACCAGGUUUGGAGAAGGAACACCUAAUCCCGGGUUCGUGGCCAGGAUCACUGGAAAAGGCCUGGAAUAUGCCCAUCAAUAUGGAGAAGCCACCCUGAAGAAUGAGCUGUCCACCACCAAGAUGCAUGAUUUGUCAGGAAGCUACGGAAUUGGUUGGCUUGGAAGUGUGAAUUAUGUGUUUAGUGGAAUGAGGAUCCAUCGCUUCUUACUCCAGGACUCCCAGCUGAGUCUACACCCAGGUCAGGGUAUCAAAGCCUCCUUGUCCGAUAACUACAUAUCUGUUGGUGGGAACUGGAAGGUGGAAAAGUCUUUCAUCACCUUACACGGUACAUUUGAUCUGAGUGUGGACGGCAUUUCCAUCUUGGUUUCUCUGAACUUGGGCAAGGACCAGUCUGGGCGACCCACUGUCUCUGUGAUCCACUGCCACAACUCCAUCAGCCAUGUCAGCGUUGAAAUUUCUGGACACAUAAGCUGGAUCCUGAACCUCUUCCAUGAAAGAAUUGAAAACAAUGUCAAACCCAUCUUGGAACAAAAGAUCUGCGAAAUGGUCAGGAAGUCAGCAAUCUCCCGCCUGGAGCCCUAUCUCCGCACCCUGCCAGUCACCUUGAUGAUUGACCAGAUUGCCGGCAUUGACUACAGUUUAGUAGGAGCUCCCCAGGUGACCUCCCAAGGCCUGGAUACACACUUCAAGGGUGAAUUCUUCAGCAGAAACUGGAACACCUCCGUCCCCUUUGAUGCUCCACCGAUCACGCUGCCCCAGAAACAUGACCACAUGAUCUACUUUGCUGUCUCCGAAUAUGCCUUCAACACGGCCAGCAGGGUUUACUACCAGGCCGGGCAGAUGAAAUUCACCAUCCAAAAUAAGCAUAUUCCCUUGGACUUCCCAAUCCAGCUGCAUACCAGCUCAUUCUGGGCCAUUAUUCCUCAGCUGGCCAUGUUGUAUCCUAAUAUGGAACUAGAGCUUGAGACAUCACCUGAAUCAGCUCCAUUCCUGACAUUCACUCCCGGAAAUGUGACGUUCAUGCCAGUGAUGGACAUCCAGGCCUUCGUUCUCCUGCCCAAUUCUGCUGGCCGCAAGUCCCUCUUCCAAAUCAGGGCGAGUACCAACAUCUCCAUCACCAUCAAUGUGAACUCCACGAGGAUCACUGGUUCGUUGACCACAGGGAGUGAGCUGAAAUUGGAACUGAAGGACUCCAACAUCGGUUUCUUCAAUGUGAAUUUGAUGGAAUCCAUCUUCAAUUACUAUGCACUCCACACUGUAUACCCCUCUCUCAAUGCAAAGCUUGAGGAGGGCAUCCCACUCCCUCUGCCAAGGGACACCUACCUCAACAGCUUGGAGUUCCAAAUCCACGAGAACUUCUUGUUCUUAGGGGCCAAUGUUGAUUAGCCUGAUAAUGGAAGAGUAACUGUGGUUUGGAGGAGUGGACGACACACGUGGACUGCCCUUGAACUUGCAGGGGUCGAAGCUGCCUCUUCUCCCAUGAGUGUCCUCUGUCCUGAUGGACGCAGGAAACGGCUGGCGCCUGAAGCCACACCUGACUUCCUCCACCCCUUCCUGUGUCCCUACACGUUCUUUCAGCUGUCCUCAGCCUUUCUCUGGGGAGCCAGUUCCAACUCCUUGCCCGUGGUCCCCUAGAGAAAACUUCAGUGAUGGAAAAAAACAUGAGCAGUGUUCAACCACCAUGUAGCCCAAAGCAUGCUGCUCAACAUUAAACAUACACGUGCAACUUUGUUGGAGAAGGCAAUGGCACCCCACUCCAGUACUCUUGCCUGGA